Molecule: messenger RNA, 1629 nt
Organism: Pipistrellus nathusii (Nathusius's pipistrelle)
Lineage: Eukaryota; Metazoa; Chordata; Mammalia; Chiroptera; Vespertilionidae
Source: the annotation of a GenBank genome assembly
AUGUCUAGGAAACAAAACCAGAAGGAUUCAUCAGGGUUCAUUUUUGAUUUGCAGUCCAAUACUGUACUGGCCCAGGGAGGAACUUUUGAAAACAUGAAAGAAAAGAUAAAUGCAGUGCGUGCAAUAGUUCCCAAUAAGAGCAACAAUGAAAUCAUCCUGGUUUUGCAGCACUUUGAUAAUUGUGUGGACAAAACAGUACAAGCAUUUAUGGAAGGUAGUGCCAAUGAAGUACUCAAAGAAUGGACAGUAACAGGCAAGAAAAAGAACAAAAAGAAGAAAAGCAAACCAAAACCUGCAGUCGAAGCAAGUAACAGUAUCCUAGAUUCCAGUAAAUUGGUUUCUAUUCAAGAGGAGCAGUCCACGCCUUCUCCAGAAAAAGGUGAUAUUAAUGGUUACCAUGUUAAUGGUGCCAUCAAUGAUACUGAGUCUGUGGACUCAUUCAGUGAAGGUAUGGAGACACUUUCAAUAGAUGCCAGAGAAUCAGAGGAUCCCGAGUCUUCCAUGCCAGAUAUGCUGGACAGAACAGGAUCCAUGCUGGAAAAUGGUGUCUUUGAUUUUGAGUCCAAGACUUUGACUAUACACCCUACUCAGAAUUCUCAACAAAACAGGAAUGCUAUCAAAUCUCUCUCAAGACUGGGCAUGGAAGAUGUUCCACUCUCCUCUACCAACAAAAAGCUAGGUUCCAAUAUUGAAAAAUCUGUGAAAGACCUCCAGCGCUGCACAGUGUCUCUUGGACGAUAUCGAGUUGUAGUUAAAGAAGAGAUGGAUGCUUCCCUUAAGAAAAUGAAACAAGCUUUUGCUGAAUUGCAGAGCUGUUUAAUGGAUCGAGAAGUGGCAUUGCUGGCUGAAAUGGACAAAGUGAAAGCUGAAGCAAUGGAAAUUUUGCUCAGCCGACAAAAGAAAGCUGAACUUCUAAAGAAGAUGACCGAAGUGGCUGUUCGAAUGUCAGAAGAGCAGUUGGUCGAGCUCAGAGCUGAUAUCAAGCACUUCGUUAGUGAGCGGAAAUAUGACGAGGAUCUGGGACGAGUAGCUCGGUUCACCUGUGACGUGGAGACGCUAAAGAAGAGCAUUGAUUCGUUUGGACAAGUGUCCCAUCCAAAGAACAGCUAUUCAACCCGAUCGCGGUGUAGCUCAGUUACCUCUGUAUCCCUGAGUAGCCUAUGUGAUGCCCCUGCUGCUGCUGUUGCUGUUGCUGCUUCCACCUGUGUCUCUGCUCCCAGCCUUACAAGUGCUCACAAGAAAAUCUCGGCACCAGGAGAGACUCCUGCAGGCAGAGCAGACUCAAGUGGCCAGUCCUAUCAGCCUCAUCGCCAGGUGUUGCCGAGGAACCGACGAGGAGGACAAGGCUACAGGCAACAAGGCCAAAAGUUCAGUGACCCCACGAACCAAGGACGACACGACAGUACAGGUCGUCACCGAAAUAGCUCAUGGUUUUCAUCUGGUCCCAGGAACCAGAGUUCACAACCCCAGGCACCAGGAAAUGCCAGUGGACGGGGCCAGGCGCGCUCUGCGGGGAGCAGUGGGACCGGAGCCGGCACGGAACCCAGCCCCCCUAAGCCCUCACUCAAAAAGGGCCCGCUGCCCCAGCGCAAACCCAGGACCUCUCAUCCUGCGGCUGUGAACUCUUGA